GCUGAAGAGAAAGAGAAAAAAACACCAGAAGAUAUUCCAAGGUUACAUUUUCCAGCGCUCUAUGUUUUUACUCCCAAAUAUCAUCUAGAAUAGAAGAACAAAUAGAAAUUUAAUAACCGUUAAUCAUCUUAUCAAGAACACAGCUUUAGUCUAAUACUCUUUCAUAGAUAAAUUAUGUAAGAGUAGGUGUUUCCUGCAUUAUUUCACCUGGUUGAUUAGUUUCAAUAUAUAAUUCUUUUCCAGGAUAUUUGAUAUCAUUUUCCUCGAGCAAAGUUUCAUUCCUAACUGGGUAGAAAUAAUAUUGAUGUAACUUGUGAGGGUGGCCCAGCUGAUUGAGUUUCUCUGUUCCCAUUUCAUAGGAACAAAAUUACCUACAAGUCUGAAAAUGUAAGAAUGAGCAGAUCUGUCAUCUUCCCCAAUAUAGUGAGCUCAGGAAAAAGAAUGCACUCAGCACAACCAAAGUCUUCCAAUGUGGAUGCAUUUUCUCAGUCUCAACUGACUAUUCAAGAGAGUGAUCAUCUGGGGUCUAACAAAGUCUUCCAUCAGAAAGUCAAUUGCAGUGUUAUUUCCCUCCCACCUCUGGAAGGCCAAGCAAAACAUGGUUUGGUUGCAGACACUGCAAAGCCUCCUUGCCUUGAAAGGAGCCUGCCUCAGAUAACAAAAAAGAGCCUGCAGAAUGUGCUGCACUCUCUUCAGGAAAACAAAACUCAAGGUCAUUUUUUGCAGUUUAACCUACCCGAGAGUCUUCCUGAAAGUGAUACCAGAGCCCAGCCAAAAUCAUCAGAACUGGAAAACACAAGCACUGGUGUCAAACUACCUAUGACAGCAUCAGAAGCCUUGAAAUAUUUUAGAAACCAGUUAACAGUCUAUGAGCAAAAAGAAAUUUUCAACUAUACAGAGCUAUGGUUUCUUGGGCUGGAAGCUAAAAAGAUUGAAGGUUUGCCUGAAACACAGAAUAAUUGUUAUGAUGAUGAACAUGGUUCCUACUUAAAGGUUUUACAUGACCAUAUUGCAUACCAAUAUGAAGUGCUGGAGGUCAUUGGGAAAGGGUCAUUUGGGCAAGUGGCCAAAUGUUUGGAUCAUAAAACCAAUGAAUUGGUGGCAGUGAAAAUAAUAAGGAAUAAGAAAAGAUUUCACAGUCAGGCUUUGGUGGAAGUGAAGAUCCUCGAUGCUCUUCUGAAAAAGGACAAAGACAAUACUCACAAUAUCAUCCACAUGAAGGAGUACUUCUACUUUCGCAAUCACUUCUGUAUUUCCUUUGAACUGCUGGGAAUAAAUUUGUACGAAUUGAUAAAAAAGAACAAUUUUCAAGGUUUCAGUCUGUCUUUAAUUCAACACUUCACUCAGUGUGUGCUGAGAUGUUUACAAGUGCUUUACCAGGAAAGAAUCAUUCACUGUGAUCUGAAAACUGAGAACAUAUUAUUAUACCACAAAGACCAAGGUUCAGUUAAAGUUAUUGACUUUGGAUCAAGCUGCUAUGAACACCAAAGAGUGUACACAUAUGUUCAGAGCCGGUUUUAUCGCUCCCCUGAAGUGAUUCUUGGUCAUCCUUAUGCUAUGGCUGUUGAUAUGUGGAGCCUUGGCUGUAUAAUGGCUGAGCUUUACACAGGCUACCCACUGUUUCCAGGAGAAAAUGAAGUUGACCAACUUGUCUGCAUCAUGGAGGUAUUGGGUCUUCCACCAGCUGAUUUUAUUCAGACCGCAUCAAGAAGGCAUACAUUCUUUGAUUCCAAAGGUUUGCCUAGAUCUAUAACCAGCAGCAAGGGGAAAAAGAGAUGCCCAGACUCCAAGGAUCUAAGCACAGUGUUGAAAACCUAUGACGCUGCUUUUCUGGACUUUCUGAAAGGAUGUCUAAUGUGGGAACCUGCCCUGCGUAUGACUCCAGAUGAAGCAAUGAAGCAUGCAUGGAUCCAGGAACCAAAAACAUUCAGAGGAAGACAGAAAACACAGAUUUCAAGGAAGAUGAGUGAUGGCUCUUUCUUUACACCAGAAAAGAGAAAAGAGAAUAUUUAAAAUAUCUGUCAAGACAAUGUUUACAAAGUGAAAAGUGAACUGGCUGAAAGACUGACUCCCACUGUGCCCUCCACAUGCUCAGUAGAAAAUGAAGUGCAGAACACAAGGAAACCUGUUAUUCCAGAGAAGCAAUUGAAGACCCAAGUGGAAAAGGCUAUCAAAAAAAAUCAAGCAGAACACAGUAGUGAAACAGCUCUUCAAAAAAAUUCUUUUUUUUCCCCCAACGAUUAAGUAAUAUUUAAUACAAGCAAUGAUUGGUUCAGUCCCAUAUGUAGUAUAUUUUAUAGGUAUGUACUCAGGAACAUCACUUUAAACUGUAUCUCUCUGCAUAUGGGCUGCACAUGUUGUAGAUACUCUUAAUGUUCUUUUUACUGUAGAAUAUCCAAGCAACCAAAACAAAAUGUAAAAAACAGUCUUUUUCCUCACUAACAUCCUUGUUAUGAUCAGAGCUGCUUCACAGCUAGAGGCACUAUUUCUGAUAAAAUGGAGACUGUAGAGGUGGAGAGCAGCUUACACUUGAUAUUAUAAUAGACUUUCGCAUUUAAGGGUUUCUGCUUCCUGGAGCUAAACAAACAAAUACGUCAAAGAAUCUGAAUCCUUUCACUUGUAUCAUCAUAAAUCAGGAGGAAUUCACGGAUAGGAUUACUAGUUUACUUCUGUAUAAAUAGUAAAAGAAAUCAAACCCAGCAUCUCCGUCUUCCUCCCUUUCUCCCUCUCUCUGAAUGAAGCACUACAUAGAAGCCAUUGGCAUCACUUCUUAGUAGAGUCAGAAAUGUAGAUUAUGUUCUUUAGCUCUUUAGCAGCAACAAAGGGGAAUCAUAUUCUGUGCCCACUUCUGCAGGGAACCCACUCUGUAUUCAUAUCAACAAGAAGGAUGAAUUUCAGCAAGUUUUGAUUCAAGUAAAUUAUCCUCCAGGCAGAGUUUUAGUUAAUACUCUGGAAGAACAGAUUUCUAUGACUCCUGAGCAGAGUCAUAAUUAAUUUAAGCAUUAAGCUCUUUGGACAAUACACUAUCUUUUCUUUGCAUUUAUAAAGCAUCCAUUUCAUUAUGACUAUUAUCCUUUACUGUGGCCUAUAAAUAGUACUGUAAUUUUGUUUUAAAAAAAGAGGAAAUUAUCCUACAAAAUGCAGCCACUACUGUAACAGUGAUAUUGCAGUCAUCCCAAGAGACUAAGUGAUUGUAGGUGUUAAGAGUCACCAUAACAGCAAGCUCCCACAGGUUCUAUGUGCAAAGGAAAAACCCACAGGACAUGAGAACACUCAUAACACAGCUCUUGUGUACACCAGCCAUCUGGUAGGGUACAGAGGUGACUUUAUGACAAAAGGCCUACAGCGGUGUGCUCUCCUACUGAGUACAAAGUUAUAGUGAUAACAGUGAUCUCAGAAGAACUGGAGCAUAGAAAAUGGUAUGCAAGAUACGGUAUGAUCAUUUUGUUAGUUUCAGGCAAGUCUUGGGAUUCAUGAAGAAUCAUCUGGAAGACGAGUAACCCAAGCAGGGGAGUAGCCCAUUAUUGAAUGUAAUUGAGCAGUGAAUUAUAAAGAUAUUUUGACAGACAAAUAUCAUCCUUCUGUGAUAAAGCCAUCACUGACAGGCUGGUCAGCUUGCAGUACCAGAAUGCCAGUACCUCUGGCUUCAAACACAGUCCUUUGUAGCUGAGCCAUCCUGGAAAUAUAAAAUGCUCCCAUAUUGACCGUAGUGAUGUACGAGGAGAAGUGAGUUCUCUUGUGCAUUACAUUUCUGUAAUGACAUAGAAUAUCCAAGGUGGGUGACCAUCUUGCAGAACAUAGAGAUAAAGAUGUGGGCAGAGCCUUAUAAUGUUUCACAGAGAAGGAUUUCCACCCCUGAUGAGAGCUGAAUGAUUCAUCCCUUGUUACAUGGAGUAUUCAGAUAAAUUGGUGUAGGUAUUUGAGGAAGAUUUGGGCUGUUUGCAGGUAACACAGAAGAUAAAAGCCAAGGGUUUAUGUUUAAGUGCAAGAGUUCAGUGCAGAUUAAAAACUGCAAAAGGGUAUCCUGAUAUCCUGGCUUGCAUUCUUGGAAAUGGAAUUUGUAAUGUUUCAAUUCACUUGCUGUUCAUUUUUCAUCUCUGUUGUGGUAUGUUCACAUGACUGCUUAGACUCCUCCAAGUUAAAAUAUCUCUUACCAGAAUUAUGCAGUUGCGUGUAUGUCUUUACCUUAGAGGCAAAGUUUGAGGUCAAUUAUACCAAGCUGUUCUUGAUAGUAGUGCUUAGUCCUAAUAAAGCUGUAAAUCCA
Molecule: messenger RNA, 4264 nt
Organism: Dromaius novaehollandiae (emu)
Lineage: Eukaryota; Metazoa; Chordata; Aves; Casuariiformes; Dromaiidae
Gene: DYRK4
Product: dual specificity tyrosine phosphorylation regulated kinase 4
Exons: 14
Biological process (GO): peptidyl-serine phosphorylation; peptidyl-threonine phosphorylation
Cellular component (GO): cytoplasm; cytoskeleton; nucleus
Molecular function (GO): protein serine/threonine/tyrosine kinase activity; ATP binding; protein serine/threonine kinase activity
Source: RefSeq, a predicted model, not a curated record